UAGAGGGAGGUCUAAAUUUACUGCUGGCUUCCAUUCUACUGCUGUGUUGUCUUGGGUAAACUCUUGGCUGCAGCAGAUGGUGGACAGAAGAGGAAGAGGGGAGAUUAGAGGUAUUGACACUACACAUACAUAAACACAGGUAUCAUCAUGGGUCAACUGUUGUCAUCAGAAGAAGAGCUUUCUCAAAUGAAGGAUGCAGUUGGUUCCCUCCUCUACAAUACCAUGUUGGAAGCUGGUGCCGUACCUGACCUCGGAGUUGUCCACCCUCUUCUCUUAGCCAGUCAUGAUGAGAGCUUUGACUCCCGGGACCACCUCCAGGAACAGCUGCAACAGUUGCAGAGGGGCAUUGGGAACAGGGCACCCACCUACCUGAAGGAUCUGAUUGGCCGACUUACGACUUUCUCAGAUGAGCCACGCUUAGCUGGCCUGGUGGGAUUAGUGGUUACUAUGGUGAUGGACAUAGCUUACACAUCAUCAGGGGUGAAAGGAAAAUCAGCGGGGUCAUCAUCAUGCCAGCAAAGAGUCUGGGAGCUCCAGGAGGUGAUGGAGGAGUACCUGAAGCGCUGUAGGAUCAACCUGAGCAAUAAAAGCAGGCUGAUCCAGGACUGUGUCAGACUUGAGGCCCAGCUCAGCCUCACGCUCACCCAGCUGAAGACCUGCCUGCUGGUGGGAGACUGUGACUCCAGGUCUGUGAGACACUGGGCCAGUGCAGCAGCAUUUCACACCCAGAUGUUGAUGCAUCUAGCUGUUCUUGACGGUCACGUUGAGCCCCUGGCUGCAAGAACAGCACUGGAGCAAUACAAGGAGGACCUUAUACAGAUCAUACCAUCUUACAGGAAAACUAUGAUUACCUGCAAUCAUGACACAAUAAAUAUCAUGUAUUAUAAAUCUAACACAGUGUGUGUUGUGAAAUGUCGAGGGGGUCUUUCGGCAUCAUAUGACUCCAGUGAAGUGCCAGAGGUGGGAGCCAUGACAGGACUCAUUGUAACAGACAGAGAGACGGGAAAAGGUGUGACCAUCCCUCUCUCCAACUUGGAGACUGAGAUAGGGAGAAGAAGGGUUUCUGAUGAUACCUCUCCAACUGUGUCCUCUUCCAUCAACCUGGACCUGAUCACCUCAGAUCAAUAUGCCCAGGCAUAUCUGGACCAUCUGUUCUCUGGUAAGGGACCUGUGGCAGAACUGGAGAACUACUUUACCAAGGCUAGCGACUAUAUGAGAACAUUAGGAACAGAACCAGGAUGCACAAACAAGACACAUGAGCUAGAGCAAAGUGAUGGAGCGCACCUUAAAGACCUUGCAGAGGGAACAGAUGCAUAAUAAAGAGUGGACACGGGCAAAGAUGAUAAACAGGAUGAAACAGAGAGGAGAGAAAGCUAAGAAGAGAGAGAGGAAUGCAAUCAAAGAGAUGAAAGUUUGAAACUGAGCAUUGUAGAGCCAGAGUCAGAGCAAAGUCUCAAUCACAGUUUUCACAAUGCAACGAGUACAUAAAAGCAACAACUGGACAGCAGCCAUAUCACAAGAUGUCAGUUCUUUACAGAAGAGAAGAAAAAGCUAAACUCAGAGCAGCAGAUUGUCUGCAGUGCUGUAUAGUACAUGACAAAAGUGACAGCUUAGGCCAAUUCUAAACUUUAGGUUUGGUGAUUUCUCUUCAGACAACUUUAAGGACAUAGUUUCACUGCUUGUAUAUUUGCUCCAUUAUUGAUACCAUUAUUGUAUGAUUAUGAGUAAAAUUAAAUCUCAGGAGCAAAGUAGAUUCACACAACAAUCAGGUAAUCAUCUAUGCAGUACUUUUAUAGGUAUAAGUUGUUAUCAAAGAGGAAUUUCUCACAAAAGCUCGAGUUAAAUAUUUAGAAAAUUCAUGGGAAAUAAAUUCCAUGUUCUAAGGUCUUAAUAAGAUAUUUAAAUUGAGUAUUGAUCAGACCUGCAGCCAACAGAGCAGAAACGUCUCAGACCAGAUGUUAAACCAGAUCUUCAGCUAAAUCAUCCAUUGCACACCUUGUACAUACAGUACAGGCUAAUACCACUGAUAAAAUCAGUCAGAAACUGAUAAUCAUGUGGUCGGCAUGUACUGGCAGUAUCUAACAGAAAUGACAACACCACCUCUGCCAUGGUUUGAAUACCAAAUGUGAUGAUCCUACAGCCAAUCACGAGACAAAUGUCCAGUGUGGAGGAAAUGUCAUCCGACUCUGCACUCACCAGUGCCUGUGACAGAUUGUGUGCAAAUCAGAUUCAUUUUCCAGAGAAAUUCCUUUUGAAACCUUAAGUUCAUAUUUGUAUAAGGCUGACAUCAUGUACUGUAUGUGUCUGAUGAUUUGAGUUACAAGGUUUGUCAUCACACACCACUGAUUGCUGUCAGGCCUGCUUUAGUGUCAUUGUAGCUUGUAAUUGCAAACUUC
Messenger RNA from Monopterus albus (swamp eel), 2396 nucleotides. RefSeq lists its product as uncharacterized. The transcript has 8 exons. Bases 148 to 1317 code for a protein of 389 amino acids. Lineage: Eukaryota; Metazoa; Chordata; Actinopteri; Synbranchiformes; Synbranchidae. The record is from RefSeq and is a predicted model, not a curated record.